This is a messenger RNA of Adineta steineri, 3459 nucleotides long. Lineage: Eukaryota; Metazoa; Rotifera; Eurotatoria; Adinetida; Adinetidae. The record is from the annotation of a GenBank genome assembly.
AUGUAUGCCAAUCUUAUUACUGGUGAAUGUGUUUGGGAAGCACCAGCUGGUGCACGAAUUAAACGUACAGAUGAAAAUCAAUGGUGGGAAUUAUUUGAUGCUAGUACUAAACGUAAUUAUUAUUAUAAUGCAAAAAGUCAACGAACUGUAUGGCAACGACCACCAGGUGCUGAUAUUAUUCCUUUGGCGAAAUUACAGAUGAUCAAAGAGAACACCGAACCAAAAGAUGAACAAAUAACAUCAACAACAAUUACUUCACCAGCAUCAGCGAUCAAUCAUACAGUUCAACAACGUUCUAAUAAUAAUAAUAAUAAUAAUAAAUGGAAACAAAUAUCACUACAAGGCCUUGAUGUAUCACCACAACAAAAUAAAAUCAUUUCACCAUCUAAAAUAUCUACACCACCAUUAAGUUCUACUACAACUACACAACGUUCUAUUCGUCGUACAGCAACUAUACUUCAUCCAAAUACAAUGCUUACUUCAAGCGUACCUAAUGAUCCACGUCGCACAAUUGCUUGUAAUGAUAUAACAUUACCAACAACUUCAAAUCAAACUAAUAGUUUUUUUCGUCGUCGAACACAACAACAACAACAGCAGCAGCAACAACAGCAACCGCUUAAUGGACAAUUAGAUAAGUCAUCAUCGACAUCAUCAUCAACAAAAUCAUCUCUAUUCGAUGAAAAUUUAAAUAAAAUGUCUUCGACAACAUUUUCUCUGUUAAGACAACAUUCAUCACCAACAAAUAAAAGUGAAAAAUCGACUUAUGAUAAUUUAAAUAAUGCAACUGAUACACCAACAAUAUCAUCAACUAAUUUAGAAAGAAAAACAUCAUUUCCAUUAAAUAAAAAAGCUAAUCGACAUCUAACAAAUGACUCUCUAACGAGUGAUGCUUAUGAUAAUUAUCCAGAAAAAAAUGGUUAUGAUAAUUAUCCAAUUAUUCGUAAAACAACAACAACAUCAAUUAUGACAACAUCACAAAAUGAAUCAGAAGAACGACAAUCAUCAUCAUCAUCAACAAUGGGUACACCAAGAAAUGAAUUCAAUACAAAACGUUCACAAAGUAUUAAUUUAAAAACACCAUACACACUCAAAUCAACUCCUAUUGGAGGAGGAGGAGGAGCAGGAAUAACAGAUGAAAAUAAACGUUCGGGUAGUGCACAUCAUAGAACAAAUAAAUCUUCAGUAACAAAUAAAGAUCAACUAUGUAAUUUAAAUACGGCGAGUUGUUCACCUUUAAAUGAACAUCUUUUCAAUCAAAAUUCUCAAGUUCAUCAACAAUCUCCAAUACUUCGUCAUAUAAGUAGUCCAUCAUUACAAAGUUCAACAGUUCUCAUUCCUCAUCAACAAUUUGUACAUAAUAAAACUAAUAAUCAUGUAAUAGCAAAUUCUUCUAUGGAAUCAUCAACAAUCGUUCCACCUGAAUCAACAUUUAAUCGUUUAUCAUAUGGACGUAAUCGUGUACGAAAGAAACAACCACGUACAAAUCCAAAUUAUGUUAAUAUUGAAAUUAAAAGUAAUGAUGGUUCACUUCGUAGUACAUAUAUUCGUAUACAUGAUGUACAAAAACCUAAAACAUCAACAUUAUCAUCAUCAUCAUCAAGUAGUUCAUCAUCAUCAUCAUCAACAAAAAAUCCUUCAACUGGACAAGAUUCAAUUGUUUGUAAUUCACAUUUUCAUUCACAACCAUAUUUAAAUGAAACAAAUGAAUAUUAUACAAGUAAUGACACAAUUCAUAGUGGUAAUGGUGCUGGAGGAAAAACAACACCAACAAAAAAAUCUCCACAAUGGAUAAAAACUAAUGAAGAACGAAAUGAAAUUAUUAUGCAACAACAAAAUGAAAAUAACCAAACAGAUGAUGCUCAAACAUUAACUAACAAAACAGCUCUUAUGAUGAAACAGUUUGUUACAUGUAAUGAUGAAUUUCUAUUCCAUUCAACAACUGAUCCAUUGAAUUUAAAUUUUAAUCUUGGAAAUAAUGAGAAUAGUGUUAUGACUGGUUGUGGUACUAAUUCGAAUACAUCAACACUUUCAUCACCUACUUUACCUAUUUAUUAUGAUGGUCAUUCAAAUUCACCUCCACUAUCAAAUUCUAUAACACAACAUUCAAUGAAUCGAUCAAAUGAACCUGAUUCAUCUUCUGCAAGUUUAACUCGACCAAUUUCAAUACAUUUACAUGGUUUAACUGAUAAUACAAAUCAAAAUAAUCAGACAUCGAUGUAUAAACAGUGGCAUUCAUCAUCUUCUCCAAAUAAAGCUCCUGCAGCAAUUGUUGAAAUUGAAUCGGAUAUCUUAUUUAAUGAUAUGUUAAAUUUUAAUACACAUAAACGUGGUUUAUUUGGUAAACGUUUAACACAAGAUGAUUUAUUAUCAUGGUCAAAAGAACCAAUAACAAAACCUCUUCUACGUACAAUGGAUAAAGUUUUAAAAAAAGAAGCACCUGAAAUAUUUAAACUUAUUCAGACAUAUAUGGGAGAUAAAAAAUCGAAACAAAUAGCAUCAUUAAAUACGUGUUUAGAAUUAACAACAAAAGGUUGGAGUUUACCAACAAUACGUGAUGAACUUUAUUUACAAUUAAUUAAACAGACUAGUUAUAAUAUUAGUGCGGAAAGUUUACAACGUGGUUGGGAAUUAAUGGCGGUUUGUCUUUCAUUUUUUCCACCAUCAGGUAAAUUUCAAUCAUUAUUAGAAAAAUAUAUCAUAUUACAAACAAAUGGAGAUGCUGAUACACCUGAAGUACCAAUAUCAAUUUAUGCUAAAGUUUGUCAGAAACGUAUAGAAAAAAUUCUACAAACAGGUCCAAAAAAAGGAUUAAAAAAACCAACAUUUGAAGAAAUUGAACUUUCUAAGCAUACAAUACAUUUUCCAUCAAUGUUUGGUGCUACACUUGAAGAAGUCAUGGCUAUGCAAAGAACAAGAUUUCCUGAACGACGUUUACCUUGGAUACAAACCAUCUUAUCCGAAGAAGUAUUAAGAUUAAAUGGCUCACAAACAGAAGGAAUAUUUCGUGUCCCUGGAGAUUUGGAUGGUGUUAAUGCAUUGAAAGUAAGAUGUGAUCAAUGGCAAUUACCAGCACUUGAAGAUGCUCAUUUACCUGCAUCAUUAUUAAAACUUUGGUAUCGUGAAUUAGCUGAACCAUUAAUACCAUCUGUAUUUUAUGAACAAUGCAUUCUUAACUGUGAUAUACCAGAAACAUGCAUUCGUCUUGUCAAUUCUUUACCUGAUAUAAAUCGAGCUGUUUUAACAUAUCUCGUUCGUUUCCUUCAGGUAUUUGCUGCACCAGAAAAUGUUGUUGUUACUAAAAUGGAUGUAAAUAAUUUAUCAAUGGUAUUUGCACCUAAUAUUCUUCGAUGUGAUUCAGAAGAUGCUAAAGUUAUAUUUGAAAAUGCACGAAAAGAAAUGCUAUUUAUUAAAGUUCUUAUAUUAAAUUUAGAUACAAAUUCAAUUGAAGGUGUUAUUUAA